CAUAAAAAAAAUAAAUCAAAGAUUCGUUUUGAUAAAAAUUGAAUACUCCAAAAUUAGAAAACAAAGAACAAGCAUAAUACACUAUAUGUAAACGACAUAGUUAAUCCGAGUACCAACAAAGAUGAACCAGCUGUGUAAAGUGUGUGGUGAACCGGCGGCUGGAUUUCAUUUUGGAGCGUUUACUUGUGAAGGCUGUAAGUCAUUUUUUGGACGCACCUACAACAACAUCUCCGCCAUUGCAGGUUGCAAAAAUAAUGGCGAUUGCGUUAUCAAUAAAAAAAAUCGAACUGCUUGCAAAGCUUGCCGACUGCGUAAGUGUUUAUUAGUGGGCAUGUCAAAGAGUGGUUCCCGCUAUGGACGACGGUCAAAUUGGUUCAAAAUACAUUGCCUCCUGCAAGAGCAACAAACACAGCAAACGGACAGCACUGGCACAGGCAGCACCGGUAAUGGCAGCAGUUUUGAACAACUAGCACGUUUAAAUCAUAUGCAAGUACGCCAAACAUACCAAGAUAAAACAAAUCCCUGCAUCAAAACAGCCAGCAUCUCACCCACAAUAUCAAUAACCAACUUUAAUCAAAGCAAUGCCACAACAGCACAUCGUACAAAUUUCUUAACCGCCGCAAAGUACUUAAAUGGUCUAGAGAGCAACAGUCAUGCAUUGAACACAAAGUCCGAGUCAAGACUAAGUGAUACGCCGAGCGAUUCCGGUGCAUCCUCUGCUGGAGAUGGUGAUACAGCGGACGACAGUGCAGUCAGUGUUAGUGGUCGACAACAUAACAAUCGUAGUAGCACUUCAGCUCAUCAUCCAGACAAUACUAGCGAUGAUGCUGAUGAACGAGAUCGACGGCGUAAACAAUUCUUACAAAUUUUUCGUUCUCAUUCGGAACCGCUACGUAGUCCAUUUAUGCCAUUCUCUCUAACAAAUUUUCCAACUUCUCACUUACCAGUCACACAAACUACGCACAUAUUACCCGCGAUCAAAGAACUUAAAUGUUUGAACGAGACUUUUAUGCCGUUAACAUCUAGUACGGAAGACACACAAGAAGAACCCAUUGAUUUAUCGGUUAAGUCGAGUGAUUUACGUAGAUAUAGUGAAACACCUUUAACAAGUACUUAUUCACCCAGUGAAAUUGAAAAGACCGACACUGAAACUGAAAACAUUAUACAGAAACCUGCUCCACUGGAUCUAACACUUGUACGUACGCCUACACUAACGGGAUAGUUUUGGAAGGACACAUAUCGGAAAAUAUAUAUGAUUAGAAAAUUAACUGUUUUGAUGAUCUUUUUAAAGUUGUUUCUGUUGAGGAAGAAGUAAUUUUCGUGCCAUAAAGCCAAAUGCACAUUUAUUCAAAUUAUGCGCUGGAUGAAUGCAAAUAAAUCUAAUAAAAAUGACUUCCGAUUCAUGCGAGACUAUAUAAAGCUGCUAACAAUAUUAAACUACGGAGUUAAUGGAUAAGGUUCUAAAUGAAAUUCUAUUUCAUUUUAAAAUCAUUUUAAUGUAGAGAUCAACAAAUAUUAAACAGACAGUAGAAGAAAGUAUGUUUAAGAACUCCGUCUAAAUCAUUCACCGAACAACUUGAACCAUUAAGUUUAUAAUCCAGUGUGCAGCUUGAUCAACCCAUAAAAAUUUUCUUACUAAUUCACAUCGAUCCCAGUGUUUUGGCAAUUAGAAUUUAUUCUUUCCGACAUCGUUAAACUUUCGGGAGAUA
Messenger RNA from Teleopsis dalmanni, 1709 nucleotides. Its product is annotated as protein embryonic gonad. Bases 122 to 1222 code for a protein of 366 amino acids. Gene Ontology annotation, molecular function: zinc ion binding; DNA-binding transcription factor activity; sequence-specific DNA binding. Gene Ontology annotation, biological process: regulation of DNA-templated transcription. The transcript has 3 exons. The record is from RefSeq and is a predicted model, not a curated record. Lineage: Eukaryota; Metazoa; Arthropoda; Insecta; Diptera; Diopsidae.